Molecule: messenger RNA, 957 nt
Organism: Zychaea mexicana
Lineage: Eukaryota; Fungi; Mucoromycota; Mucoromycetes; Mucorales; Lichtheimiaceae
Exons: 2
Coding region: 1-957 (318 amino acids)
Source: RefSeq, a predicted model, not a curated record
AUGAAGUUAUCGACCGUCUUACGCUAUGCCAUCACUAUUUUCUUCAUCCUACAUUGUGUAGAAGCACAGUUAUUAGGCAUCGGUGGUGGAGGUAAAGAGCAGCACAGUAGCGAUUCAGCAUCACCUUCGCAACAUCAACCGGCAACUUCAUCGGCAGCUCCUGCACCUACUAAUAGCGACAAGAAUCCAGCACCCAGUAUAAGCGCUACUCCUACCGCAAGUCAACAACCACAUCAAAGCAAUAAGCCAACGCCUCCCGCACAGCAAACAGACUCAGAAUCAUCACCUUCUGAUGGAAGCACACCAACAAAGGGCAGUGGAAACGGAAGUGGUGAUGGUACCGGAAGCAAUGGACAGGCUGCAGAGGACACCAGUAAUGGUACUACAGGGCCAAAUUCAUCAUCAUCAUCAUCUGGCCAAGAGCAACAGCAGCAAUCUCCAGGAAGUGGAGAUGGUAAUAACAUGAAUAAAACUGCGGUUAUUGCUGGAUCCGUAGCAGGUGGCAUCGUUUGUAUGGCUCUCUUGGCAGGGUGCAUCGCCUGUAUGUGUCGACGCGGAGGGUACACACGCCGAGAACGACGACGGAAUAAGGAUGAGUACACAGCACAGCCUGAAGACUUUUCAAUGGACAUGAGCGAAACUGGUGCUGGAGGAAGUGCUUAUGCACGUCGGUUUGUACCUCCUACAGGUCCAACAAGUGGAGGUUACAUGAAUUUACAAGACCAAUCACAACAACAGCAGCAACAACAACAACAACAGCAACACCACGAUGUACAGUACUACCACGAUCCACAGCAACACGAUGUACAGUAUUACCAAGACCCACAGCAGCAACAACAGCACCAUCCUGGCGCACAAUACUACCAUGCCCAGCUCAGCCAACCGCCCCCUGCAACGGUCUGGACUUCAGGAGCAGCAAAACCAGAUGCUGUCGAGUAUAAACCUAACGAAGUUUAA